CAGCUACACGGUAAGAACCGUCUAGACCUGGUCCCAGGAGGACUUAGAUCCAGGACGGGAGCGGCUCUGCCAUGGGAGAGUCUCAGUCCAGGUCGGUGAUGCUCCACCAUCAGGACCAGCCCCUGAACUUCAGAGGCUCCAGCGGCUCCUCGUCGUCGCUUCGGAACAGGAAGGCCAACAAAGACGGAAACUUCAACUUCCUGCCGGGAAAAGAUGACGACGGUUUUGCGGGAACCGGAGACGAGAACCGGAACCAGGUGCGUCCCCGGACCCUGGGCCCGCUGGGUCACGACCCCCCGAGCUCCUCGCCGUCCUCCGGCUUCCACCACGGCUCCGGGCUGCUGUCGCCUCGGUCCCGCCUGCCCUGCUGGAGCCCUCUGGAGCCGCUGCCCGAGAUCGAGAGCGGAGACGACGGCUACGGACGGGUUCCUCCGGACGGCGCCGAGGAGCGGAGGAUGGAGGAGGAGGAGGGACGGGCCGGGACGGGCCUCAGAGACGAGAAGCUGAAGAAGGAGCAGCAGAGGAGGAGGAGCUUCAGGGGGAGGCAGCAGGAAGACCUGGAGGACCAGGAGUGGGUCGACAGCGACUCCGAGUCCGAGUACAGCUUCCGGUCCGGAGGCAGCAUGUCCGACCUCAACAUGGAGAGCGGCGGCGAGGGGACACUGAUGGGAGGCUGGGACCGCAUCGGAGUCGGAGAACCGAGGACCAACCAGCAGGACGGAGACCCCAACAGCAACACGGAGCCCAGGAGGAGGAGCGUCAGCCGGAGGAACCAGCUGGGAGGCGGCCUGGGCCACGUCCUGGAGGAGGACGACCGCUCCUCCGACUCGGACGGCGAGCUGCCGGAGCUGAUGGACGCCGUGUGGACGCUGCGGGACCGCGAGCGCUUCAAGGCCCAGGAGAUGGAGAAGCACCAGGUCCAGCUGACCAUGUACCGCCGGCUGGCGCUGAUCCGCUGGGUCCGGACCCUGCAGGGCCGAGUCCAGGAGCAGCAGAACCGGCUGCAGUCCAGCUUCGAUGUCAUCCUCACCCACAGGAAGGAGCUGCUGAGGAUGGGCGCCGCCGCCGCCAUGACCGCCGCCGUCGUCGGCCAAUCGUAGAGCAGAGAACUGAAAACUGCACUUUGGCUCCGUUUGCUUCAGAAAAGAUCCUGAAAAAGCACAAGCUGCGUUCCAAACCACGUACUUUUACUUUUUACGUCCAGUAAAGCCGCUUUCACAAAUGUACAGUCCAUAAAAGUAUGAGCACAACCAGGAUAAAAUACUUCAUCACAAUAUCACAACUUCUACUCAGACAUUCGUGCUAAACUAGCUGUUAGCCGUUUAUGCGCUCCUUCAGCUAAAACCCGUUUCUACUCGCUAGACAUUUGGAGGUAAAAGUGCAAAGGAUUGUGGGUCAGAAAGGCCAGAAAAGCAUGACCAGAUGUUGGACAGUCUAAAAAACAACUGGGUCAAAUAACAGAGAAACAUACUUUAUCCUGUAAUUACAGAAUCAACGGUUAACUAACGUGUGCAAUAACUUCCCAAGGCUAACUCGCUACGCUAGCGAACAUCGGCAAAAUGCAGCGAGAACGUUCCAUAAACUCUAAAAACAACGAACAGUUGAGUCUCAACAACUUCUUAUGAAAUUAAGUUCAACAAACAAACUAAACUGAUUUUAAAGAAUUAGCUUUUUCUCUACAUUCAAUGAUGUUUUAAUUGUUCCGUUGAUUGUUGAUUACAUAUGAAAAUUAAAUAGUUCCAGCUAAUAUGUCUGCAUUAUUUGAGCAGAAAGUUUAUCAACAAUAUUUCUGAACACAAGUUUAUAAAUUGGCAAACAUCUAAAAAAAAAAUUUUUUUUUAAAAAGUUGUUUCAAAGUGAAGGAGGCAGAGGAGGGAAAUUCUGAACUCAACGUGAAGAAAAAUGAACCAAAGUUCAUUCAGUUAUUUAAACUAGAAUUCAGUUUUAAAUCAACUAACACAGAAAGUUGAGUUGAAAUUAGACACAAUAUUAAGUUGAUGCAAUAUUAUUAUGUCAUAAUGACUCAAUAAAAUAAUGUUUGCAGCUUAAACGUUUGAUCUAAAUCAGUAAAUUAGAAGUUUUAUCUUUUGUUGUGAUGAGUUGUUGUGUGUACCAACUUAAUAUUGUGUGUAAUUUAAACUCAAAUUUCUGCGUUAAUUGAUUUAAAGCUAAAUUAAAGUUGAGGUAACUUAAUGAAAUUGACUUUAACUACAGUUUUCUUCACCUUGAGCUCUAGAUUUUAUGUCCUCUCUCUAAUUAGUUCACAGUGAGGAACUUCAUUUGUAAAACUUUGUCAACUUAAAAACUUGUGUUCAUAAUUAUGGUAAUUAAGUACGUAAAAUUUAACAAUUCCUUUCAAUAAUGUGGAAAAACUAAUUAGAACAACUUCAUGUUUUAAGGAACUUGUGUUUAUGCUACCAGUAAUUAAUUUAAAAUAUGUUUGAUUGUAGAAGAAAAGCUAAUAAAGUUUGUUGGUUCAACUUGAUUUUAUUAAAAAUUGUCUGAACUCAAAAAGAUUAACUGAUUGAAGCAGUUUAAAUUAACUUUAAUUCAAGUUUAAAUUUAAGUUAAUUAAAAUAACUUAAUUUUUCUUCACCUUAAGUUCACGGGUUCAAAUUCCCGGAUUUAUCUACUUAACAUUAGACCAACUUAAUUUUUUAAAUUUUGUCAACUUAAAAACUUGUGUUCAUAAUUAUAGUAAUUAAAUACGUAAAACUUGGAAAAACUAGUUGGAAGAAGUUAUUUUUUGAAGACUUGUGUUUAUGUUGCCAAUAAUUAAAUAAUUUAAAAUAUGUAAAAGCUAAUUCAACUAACUCAAUAAAGUUUGUUGGUUCAACUUCAUUUUAUUAGAAGUUGUCUGAACUCAAAAAGAUUAGUUGAUGCAAACUUUUUGUUGUAAGAGUGUGAGUUUUGGAACGCAGCUUCGAUCUCCCAUCAUGCUCUCUGGUGUUUUUAGCUUCAAUUGUGUGUUUUUUGUUGUUUCCUCUUUAGUCGGCUGCAGGUUGAACUUUACUUGUGUGUCUUCACCAGAACAACAUGACGCAGCCUGACUUUAAUGUUCAUAUCAGGAAAGCUGUGUGUAACUGUUGUUGUUGUUGUUGUUGUUGUUGUUGUUGUGAGUAGAAAAAUAUCUGAUGCACCAAAAUAUAUUCUCCAGAGAUGAUUUAUAUGCUGAGACGCUGUAUAUAAUUAUGAUAAAUUAAAAGAGUAGCUUAUAUCUAAAACAA
Molecule: messenger RNA, 3227 nt
Organism: Amphiprion ocellaris (clown anemonefish)
Lineage: Eukaryota; Metazoa; Chordata; Actinopteri; Pomacentridae
Product: UPF0500 protein C1orf216 homolog
Exons: 2
Coding region: 72-1100 (342 amino acids)
Source: RefSeq, a predicted model, not a curated record